Rhizoctonia solani is the source of this 1284-nucleotide messenger RNA. RefSeq lists its product as uncharacterized. The coding region runs from base 1 to 1284 and encodes 427 amino acids. NCBI's taxonomy places the organism in Eukaryota, Fungi, Basidiomycota, Agaricomycetes, Cantharellales, Ceratobasidiaceae. The record is from RefSeq and is a predicted model, not a curated record. The transcript has 2 exons.
AUGUCUUUUGCUCAAAGCUUCUACUGCUUCCCCAUCUUCACCACCUAUUGCAAUGAUGUGCCUCUCUCCCCUGAGACAGGUAUUAUUGAGGCUAAUCAUGUCCGCGACUUAUACUACAUUUAUGCUAACCGCCACAAUGAUCACCCUUCACCCUACUCAGAAAACCAUCCUGACCCUCUGGAGCGGCACAUUCAUGCUAUGCCAGAUGUUGAGGUGUUCCUCAUGGCUGAUGAUCACCCUCCUCAGUGGUUCCUAGGUGUUGACCUUGCCCAUGCUCUCCAUGGGGCCUACUACCAUGCUCUCCAGGUCUUUGGGGAUGCUGUUCAACCCACAGGAUGGAAUUGCCAUGAUCCUUGGGGCAAUUAUGAUUAUGCCUCUAAGCUAGAAGAGAUCAACUUCCCAUACAUCCCUUGUCCUAUCUGCUUCACUCGCAAUCUCUACCACUUCCCCUUUGACACCUUCCAUGAAUUACAGCGCCAAGUCCACCACAACAAUUUCUAUGUCAUCUGCCUCAACGCGCUUUCCAUCAUUAUUAAUGCUACCAAGCAGAACCAUUACAGCAACCUGGCUCAUGUUGGGUACAUUUGUGGUUCCCCUGCUUGCGUAUCAGCACACCGCUUCUGGUGUUGUCUACACGGGCACCCUGUCAUUGAUAGCUCUGAAGACGAUUUAUCAGAUGCGGGAUUCCCUAUCAACGACUACGACGCCAACAAUGAGUCCUUGGGCCCGCUUACGCCGCCAACUGAAGUUUCUUUGCCGCCUGCGUUGGAAGAAUUUGCGGAACAGAUCUUCAACUACGCCGCUUGGGGAAUCGAGCCUCCCGUCAUCCCUGAGUCCCACGGAAUCCAAUGGUUGGGACAGCAAUACGGCAAUUCAUUCACUGCGCCGGAGUUCAAGCCCUUGCACGCCGCAAGCAAUGCAGGCGAGUACCCUGCACCUCCCAACAACAGCAACUACGAGCUCGACGUCAACGCUCUUACCAAGCAGCUUGCGCAAGUGGCCGUUGUACAGGACGCCAAUCCCGCACCCCUGUACUUCAGCGCCGACUUCGUCGAAUCUAUUUGGGAAUGGCCUGGAGAACCUCAGCCCGUCGCCGACCUGGGACCUCCUGAGUGGCCCUCCGUACCACAGCAGCACACGCCUCCGUUUUCAUGGGAAGACCAUUGGCACAAGGUUCGCGCCCGCGACUUAAGGACCGGAGGGGAUAUGGACUUCGACAUUGGCGGAGGUAUCGAGAUCAACGCUAACCAUGUCAUUCAAACUCGUCCUGUAACCUCUAACUAG